AUGGUUGUCUGCACAUAUUUCCAGCAGGGCCGCUGCAAGUUCGGCGACCGCUGCAAAUUCGAGCAUCCAGGUCGUCAGACGACCGGUUCCUCGGGAAAUCGGUUCGGGGCAUUGUCUACACCAUUUGCAGGGCGAGGAACACCGCAGAACCAGCAAGCGACGGAUUACGGCGUCAACGCGAAUGAUAUCAAACUCGACUUGACCGCAGGCAAGGGACGGCCUGAAUGGGUCCUUUCUUCUUACUCUCCGCAACGCCAUGUCCCGCGACAACUCUUCGGUGGACUACCCCGCGAGCAGAGCAUGGAAGAGAUGCGUUUGCGUCACUACGAGCUCGCGGCGGCUGGAAACAUGAACCAAGCGAUCCAGGAGGCCCAGGCCCUUUAUGAAGAAGCUACCAAGCAAAUGGAUGUGGCUUUGAAUGACCUCACCGGUGCUGUGAAGUACAUUAUCGACGGCGGGAACGAACAUCCCAAUCGCAUUGACAUCACUGAGGGCAAAACAGGCCCGGAUUCGACUUCAGCACCUUCAGCUCCAGCACCUUCAGCAUUUGGUCAAGCUUCUUCUGCGUUUGGUCAGCCCUCUAACUUGGGAGCCGCUUCGACCUGGGGAAAGCCUACACCUGCGCAGCCCUCGCAGCCCGCACAGCCCGGACAGUCUUCAACAUUCGGCCAACCAUCCUCAAUGGGACAACAAACUGGCUUUGGCCAGCCGUCUACUUUCGGUCAGCCAAGUGGCUUGAACCAGGCAUCUGCCUUUGGGCAGCCCUCGAACCUCGGAGGCCAAGGCGGCGCAUUCGGCCAGCCAGCGUUCGGCCAGCCAGCCUUUGGCCAGCCGUCAGCGCCGGGCCCGACUCCUUUCGGCGGUGCACCUUCCGCUGCCUCACCUUUCAACCAAGUUACUCAGAACCAACCAGCACCCGGUGGCUUCAGCCAACCGGCAGGCCAGCCUGCGCCAUCGCCAUUUGGACAGACUGCUGCACCCUCAGCAUUUGGCCAGCCCUCCGCUCCUGGCGGAUUCGGACAGACCUCGCAGGCCGCUUCACCUUUCACCCAGAUUCAGCAACCGCAACAACAACCCCCCAACCCGUUCGGCCAACCAUCCGGCACCACAGGCUUUGGCGCGCCGACCCAACAGCCUGCAGCUCCAGCACCCUUCGGCCAGCCCGCCGCUCCACAGGCCAGCAAAACCCCCCUCCCGCACCUUGAAGGCGAGACUCUGCGAGACCCAGCCACCAACCGCCUUACGAUGUGGAAGGGCCGUCCCGUGCAAUACAUCCAAGAUCACCCAUGCUACCUGCAUCCGCAAGGCAACAAUCAUUGGACCCGGAUCAACUUCCCUGACGGACCGCCCGACGAAGCGAGCUUGCGUGACUCGCAGGGCCGCCCCGAGGACUAUACGCCGGAAGUUGUGGCGCAGUAUGAAUUCUUCCUUGCCAAUGGUCACUUCAAGGAUGGGAUUAUCCCGACUGUGCCGCCGAAGCGGGAAUGGAUCAGCUUUGACUUCUAA
Molecule: messenger RNA, 1506 nt
Organism: Penicillium lagena
Lineage: Eukaryota; Fungi; Ascomycota; Eurotiomycetes; Eurotiales; Aspergillaceae
Product: FG-nucleoporin nup42
Exons: 5
Coding region: 1-1506 (501 amino acids)
Molecular function (GO): metal ion binding
Source: RefSeq, a predicted model, not a curated record